This is a messenger RNA of Macadamia integrifolia, 2449 nucleotides long. RefSeq lists its product as uncharacterized. The coding region runs from base 110 to 2176 and encodes 688 amino acids. The transcript is spliced from 9 exons. The record is from RefSeq and is a predicted model, not a curated record. NCBI's taxonomy places the organism in Eukaryota, Viridiplantae, Streptophyta, Magnoliopsida, Proteales, Proteaceae.
UCCGCCAAUAUUUUUUUUUGGUGUUCGUUGAAACUUUAGCCUGCAAGGCUUAAGUUGCAGACAUACUCGCUCUCUGCCAUUCCUUUUUAGUUGCGACUUGGUAGUUCCAAUGGAGAACCGCAUUGGUAUCUUCGAUAAUCUAAGACCGCCCAAGUCUUUGAAAUCCAUCUUCCGCAGCGCCAGGAAGUCGGAAAAUAUGGUCGACGCUUCUCCCGACUCCAUCCCUCAGCUCUCUUGCAUCGCCAAUUCCGUCAUUGCUCGUUGUUCCAAGAUUCUUUCAAUUCCAACUGAAGAGUUGCAGUGUUGUUUUGAGACUGAGCUACCUGAACACACUAAGCAAUCUCCUACUUAUGCUAGGAAUUUGUUAGAGUUCUGCUCAUACCAAGCACUGGAUUUGGUGACUCAGCGUCCAAAUUAUUUAAGUGAUAAGGAGAUUCGCCGAUUGACGUAUGAUAUGAUGCUUGCUUGGGAAGAUUCAGGUGUCGAGAGAGAACCCUUACAGAAAGUAGAUGACAAGGAAACUGUUGGGCCAGAGGCUUUUGCACGAAUUGCUCCUGCUUGUGCUGCUGUAGCAGAUAUCAUUACUGUCCGCAAUCUUUUUGAUGCACUUGCAGGCUCUUCAGGUGGCCAGCUGCAUUUUCUAAUCUACGAUAAAUACCUUAGAAGCCUUAAGAAAGUCAUCAAAACUGCAAAAAACGCACCUGGAAUGCCUUUGGCUUCUAACCUUCAGCUUGCUGAGGGAGAGAUAAUCUUAGAUGUGGAUGGCACUACUCAACCAGUUAUGCAACACAUUGGGACUUCAGCAUGGCCUGGUCGCUUGACACUGACCAAUUAUGCUUUAUACUUCGAGUCAUUGGGAGUUGGUUUAUAUGACAAAGCUGUCAGAUAUGAUCUGGCAACAGACUUGAAGCAGGUUUUAAAGCCCGAAUUGACUGGCCCACUGGGUGCCCGUCUCUUUGAUAAGGCCCUGAUGUACAAUUCAACAUCUGUAACAGAGCCUAUAUUUUUUGAGUUCCCUGAAUUCAAAGGCAACUCACGCCGGGACUACUGUUUAGAAAUUAGUCUUGAGAUUCUGCAUGCUCACAAGUUUAUCAGGAGAUACAAUCUCAAAGAUACACAGCAGGCCGAAGCACUUGCAAAGUCCAUUCUAGGCAUCUUCCGGUACCGUGCCUUAAGAGAUGCUUUCCAGAUCUUUCCAUCUCUUUACAAGACUUUACUUGCUUAUAACUUAGCUGAAAAGCUUCCUGGGGGAGAUAAGAUAUUGGAAAUUCUAUCAGGUCAAUUGGAGCAAUUCAAUGCUAGGAUGCUGCAAAAUGAUGCCAUCAGAAUAUCAUUAAAUGAUGUCAAGGGGAAGUCUCCAUCAUCCCCAGCAUCACUAUUUGCACUUGUGAGACUUGCGUUGUUACCAAAAGGGGCAUAUUCUGAUGGAGAUUCAGCAUUCCUGGUACGAGAUGUGACUGCUGGAGAGAUCAAUCCUUUAGAAUUGGCUGUGAAGAAAUUGAAACAUGACACAGGGAGAGCUGAGGCAGCACAAGCGUCUGUGGAUCAAGUGAAAGUGGAAGGGAUUGAUAGAAAUAUAGCUGUGAUGAAGGAGUUACUUUUCCCACUGGUUGAAUCGGUUAAGCUGCUCCAAUAUUUGGCCUCUUGGGAUGACCCUUUUAAAUCAACAGUGUUUCUGAUGCUGAUAUGUUACACAUUUGUCAGGGGUUGGUUCAAGUAUGUCUUGCCUUGCACUUCUGUAUUCCUGGCAGCAUUCAUGCUCUGGCAGAAGCAUCAGAACAAAGGAAAGCCAUUGGAAGCUGUCACAGUAACACCUCCCCCGAGUCAGAAUGCAGUUGAACAACUGCUGACGUUACAGGAAGCCAUUUCUCAGGUUGAAGCACUAGUUCAAGCUGGAAACAUCACUCUUCUGAAGCUAAGGGCGAUCUUAUUUUCUGCUCUUCCUCAGACCACAGACAAGGUUGUCAUUCUGUUGAUUAUCAUGGCAGCAGUGUUUGCUUUUGUGCCUCUGCAGUACCUUAUGAUAUUGAUCUUCCUUGAGGCAUAUACAAGUGAGAUGCCAAUGAGAAAAGAUAGCAGUGAACGGAUGUCAAGGCGGGCUAGAGAAUGGUGGCUUCGGAUACCAGCAGCUCCUGCCCUAAUAGUCAAGGUUAAAGACAAAAAGAAGAGGAAUUGAUCAGUUCUUCUCGACUCUGACAAAUAUUCAUCUGUGCAUGGUCAAUCACAUUUUGUCUUCUGCUUGACAACCUGUUGGUAUUGCUUUUUGUAUCUAUUAAUUGGGGUUUGGGUUCUGCUGACUGUUUUAGUUUUUUCCUUUACAGGCUAGCUAAACAUGUUAUACUUGUUACCGUAGCCAGGAAAAACAUGAUUAGCCGGACCAGUAAAUGAGGGAGCAUUGAAAGAAUUAUUACUGCUUUCUUUAUAUAUGAUCUUGCCUCAUUUGAUCUGA